AUGAAAGUAUUUCUAUUUCUGGUUAUGUUAAUUGUUUUGACUCAUUCGUUUACUCAACCUGAAGAAUCGAAAAGGUCACAUGAAGAUCAAUCAAAAAGUAAAAGCAGUCGUUCUUCUUCAUCAAGUCAUUCUUCUUAUCACAAAACGGGUGAACAUACAAGCAGAGCUAGAAGUACUCAUGGUGGUAAACAUACUCACAAAAGAAAACAUACAACAACCGAAGAAAGUACUUCUAAAGGUGCUUCUAAGUACGAAGAAAAAUAUAAGAGAAGACGAACAGACUCUUCUGACGAGGAACCUUCAACAUCAAAAGGCAUUUCACAUCAAAAAACAUCUGAAUCGGUUCCACAUCAAAUCCCUUUUCCUCCUUUUAAAUAUCUUUUACCAACAACAAUAACAGCCUUGGAAAAUCAUCAAAAAUGCAAGAAGUAUGUAAAUCGUCAAAGAACACUAGAAUUUAUGUUAUUUGUUCAAUACUGGCCAGGUGAACACUGUGCGAACGAUUAUUGUACUAUUCCAAAGACAAAAGAUAGAGCAAAAGAAAAAUUCUUUCUUCAUGGAUAUUGGCCUGAAAUUGUUGUGAACCAAAACAUGUUUUGUUGUGUUAAUCAAUUCACGUUCGAUGAUGUGGAAAAGAGACUUUUAGAUGAUAAAAAAUUGAUGAGAAAAAUCCAUAAGAAUUGGAUUUCUGUGAGUAAAUGUAAAGUUGCGAUGCACCAAUUUGAUAAACAUGGGACGUGUGCAUUGUCAACUUAUAGAGGGAGAGAUGGACCUUUUGAUUAUAUGAAGACAGCAAUAAGACUCUAUAAAAAUAUGAACAUUUGGAAAUUUUUACAAAGGAGUGAAUUAAAAGUUGAAACAAACAAAUUGUAUGAUAUUGAAGAAAUUAGGAGUGUAGUGAGGAAGGCGUAUGGAGGUAAACCGGCUUUCAUGUGCAGAAAUGGAAACUCUGUUUAUGAGGUUCGAGUUUGUUAUGAUCCUUCAAGCGAUAGAUUUAAUCCCAAACCAAUUAGAUGCCCCCUAAAAAUCGAAAAGGUGGAGAAAAAAUUCUGUGAUAAAAAGGUCAUGUUUAAGACUUUUCCAGGUUAUUUAUUGGAUCCAAAGAUAGCACCCAGAAAUGAUUGUCUAUAUUAA
Molecule: messenger RNA, 1134 nt
Organism: Entamoeba invadens IP1
Lineage: Eukaryota; Evosea; Mastigamoebida; Endamoebidae
Product: ribonuclease 3 precursor, putative
Exons: 1
Coding region: 1-1134 (377 amino acids)
Biological process (GO): RNA catabolic process
Cellular component (GO): extracellular region
Molecular function (GO): RNA binding; ribonuclease T2 activity
Source: RefSeq, a predicted model, not a curated record